AUGACCAGGACAAAAAAAUUGAGUCCAGAUGAUGAUAUGGAUAUUGAUAAUGAUUUUUCAGCUGACGUUGAGGAUUCAUCUCCUGAACCACAAAGUAAUGACGAUGAUUUAAAAACACAUUAUUUUAUCACUCCGAAUACGAAUAAAGAUCCAUCAUUAUUAUAUCGAGUUUAUUGUAAACUAACAAAUCAAAAAUCAGGUGUCACGAAACAUGGAACCCCAUUUUUGAAUUUAUUUAGUGGGAAAGAAUCAUCUGCUGACACCCAACAUCGUUUUGAUUUAUACAAUCAAGUAUGGCAGCAUCAAUUAGAGAAAAUUCAAUCUAUUUUGAAUAAUGCAAACAAUGAUUUAUUUCAAGAUUUAGUCAAAUUUAUAAAACUUGGAACUUAUGAUAAGUUAUCAGUAGGAUAUGUUCAAUUGACGUCAAAUACUGCUAAUAACUUGAGAAUUUUAGAAGAAUUUUACGGUUCCCUUGAAAAGAGAAAAGAUUUUGAAUAUAAAUUGAUAACCCUUAAUUCAAAAAAUUUCACAUAUAACAUCAAGACUACAUUAAGAGAUAUGGUUAAACAAUUCAAUGAAUCAUUUAAUACACCUAGAGAAAAUUUCCGACUCAAUUAUGACCUCGAUACCAUUGCUGAUUGGUUUGAUGCAGAAGAAUCGAGAAAUACUAAACUUGUACUUGUUCUAGAAGAUACAAAUUUAAUUAAUAACCAAUUACUUAAUCAAUUACUCAAAGUUUUACAAGCAUAUGUCGGUCGAGUUCCAAUUAAGAUUUUGAUGGCAUUAUCGUGUGAUACCGUUGGUUCGUGGAUAAAUAGUAACGUGGCUAAUGAAUUAAGAAUGUGUAUUGAAGGGUACAAGUUUAAGAGUAAUGAUAAUAAGAGUUUGGGUUAUAUUAUAUUAAACAAUUUAUUUUUAACUCCGGAAUUGACUUCUGAGAAUCCGUUGUUGAUUAACAGUACCUUGAGUACAAUUAUUCUUAAUCGAUUUGAAAAUUCAAAUAAUUCUGUUGAUGCAUUGAUUGCAGAAAUUAAAUUGUGUUAUAUGAUUUAUUUCUACCAACUGCCAUUGUCAAUCCUUAUAGAAAAAGAUCCACCAUCUGAGAUUUACGUCGAUGGGUUGAGAAAAUUACCAUCAUUUAAGAAAUAUAUUGAGGUGAAACUACAUCAAGGCGAUCCACAAGUUGCCGAGUUAUUGCAACAAGAUGAUGCUGUUGCUAGACUAUUUCAACAGGCUCGAUCAAAUUUCCGUAAGUUUAAGUUGAUUGUGAUGAAUGCUAUCAAUAUCAUUUAUCAAUUGCAUCCAAAUAAACCAAAACAAAAAUUUGAAUUGUACAAGUUGUUGAUUAAUGGUAAACUUUUGAAUUCCAAAUAUUUGUUUGAAUGUAUUAAAAAUUUACCUAAACUUCCUCACGAUAUACUAGAAAGGGUGAUUUUGGGAUUGACAGAGAACUGUAUAGAAGUUGAAGGAGAUAUCAAAGAUGACCAUCUAAUCCGCCUUAUCAAAGAUUUGGGAACACUUGAAAACUUGCAUGAUAUUAAAGAAGCUGUUCAGAAUUAUUUAGAUAAUCAAUUAUUGAGUCUGCCUCUUGAUUAUUUUGUUUUCCAUGAAGUUUUCACUCUUGAUGGUGGUACUAUUAGUGAGAAACAUGGUAAAGUACAAUUAGAAGAGAAUUAUGAUAAUUUAAUGAGUAAUUUAAUUCAAGCAGAAUUGCGUGGGACUAUAGAAAGAGGAUUGAACCAAAGCGAGUCCUACCUUGCGAAUGAAUUGAUAAACGUGAAAUCAAAGUGUUUGCCACCAGUAUUGUGCCAUAUUUUCAAAUUGUACAAAGAAGCACCAUCUAAAAUCAAUAUACUGGAUUUCUACCUUGCAUUCAAAGCUACAUUAGAUGAACAAGAAUAUUGUCCACCAGGAGAAGAUUGGAAUAAAGUCACGUAUGCUUGGUUUCUUCAGGCUGUUCAAGAAUUAAAUCAUGUCGGGUUGUUACAUCUCAAAACAGAUGGUCUUGAAAAAACAAUCUGGAAAGGAGUAUAG
This is a messenger RNA of Candida tropicalis MYA-3404, 2034 nucleotides long. It is a transcript of the gene ORC3, whose product is annotated as origin recognition complex subunit 3. NCBI's taxonomy places the organism in Eukaryota, Fungi, Ascomycota, Pichiomycetes, Serinales, Debaryomycetaceae. Gene Ontology annotation, biological process: DNA replication initiation; DNA replication. The transcript has a single exon. The record is from RefSeq and is a predicted model, not a curated record. Gene Ontology annotation, molecular function: DNA replication origin binding. Bases 1 to 2034 code for a protein of 677 amino acids. Gene Ontology annotation, cellular component: nuclear origin of replication recognition complex; DNA replication preinitiation complex; nuclear pre-replicative complex.